Messenger RNA from Drosophila teissieri, 762 nucleotides. RefSeq lists its product as uncharacterized. The transcript is spliced from 4 exons. Bases 67 to 678 code for a protein of 203 amino acids. Lineage: Eukaryota; Metazoa; Arthropoda; Insecta; Diptera; Drosophilidae. The record is from RefSeq and is a predicted model, not a curated record.
UUUUAAUUGUAAAAUGUUGCGUCUCAUUUGAAAACAAAUUAGUUUCAUGCCUCAGUCAGUUUCGCAAUGUCCCCUGGGUCGCUGGUAUUUUCCAUAGUCCUACUGCUCAGGUAUUUUGACCUGAUCAACUGCGAAAUGAAUUGCAAAUUGGAGAGGAAAAGAGCCGCAGACUUAUCCAUCAAAUGCUGUCAGCUAACACGUCCCAGCUUAGACAAAGGCAAUGCCGAAUGUAGAAAAACCCUCAACUUGCCAGCGCACCGAAAAUUCAACUUUGCCGAACAAUACACGAUUAAUAUGUGCAUUGAGGAGUGCAACUACAUAGGCAGCGGCUACAUCGAAAUCGAUCCGCCCUUUCGCCUGGAUCUGGCCAACAUCCGCAUCAACCUGCAGACGAUGGCACCCCAGCCACAGAAUGAAUCGAUUCCCUUCCUGGUGGAUGCGUAUCGGAAAUGCGAGUUAUUCCGAUCGUCACACGGCAGACGAUUCACUCUCCACCUGCCCGAUGUUGAAUUCAUCGAGGAACCCUGCAACCCCUUUGCCCUACAAAUCACCAUAUGCAUCCGCAUCCAUGCCAUGCAAAAGUGUCCCGGCGAAUUCUACGUGGACAGCGAGGAGUGCCGAUUGGCCAGGGAAUACUUCACCCAGUGCGUCGGGGAUAUCGAAAGCAAUCUUGCCUAGGCAUCAACCUGAAAUCAGCGAAAGUUCACACGUAUCCUGUGAGAACUUCCAUCGGGACCUGCUAAAAUGUGUUGAGAAAUAAAG